Messenger RNA from Ornithorhynchus anatinus (platypus), 693 nucleotides. It is a transcript of the gene CX5H6orf15, whose product is annotated as chromosome X5 C6orf15 homolog. The coding region runs from base 1 to 693 and encodes 230 amino acids. NCBI's taxonomy places the organism in Eukaryota, Metazoa, Chordata, Mammalia, Monotremata, Ornithorhynchidae. The record is from RefSeq and is a predicted model, not a curated record. The transcript has 4 exons.
AUGAGGGGCCAGAGCGGGAAGGCGGCGCACGGGGCUGGGCCCUGGGCGCUCCUCAGCCUGCAGGUGGCUUUCCUGCUCCUGCCAGGGACCUGCUGCCGGAGCCUCUGGUGGCCCUCCGAGCCGCCCCCGCGGGAGCAGCAGUCCGGCCCGCCGCUCCCCGGGCCCUCGGUGCCGGCCCCGCCGCUGCCACCCGACGGCCCGCCGCCCCCAGCCGCCCCGCCGGACAGCGGCUCCGGAGCCCUCGCCCCCGAGGCGACCCCCGCCCCCGGCCUCGGGCUUCCGAGCUCUUCGGAGGAAGCGGACGAGGAGUCUCCCUCCGUCUCCCCCAGCUCGGACGAGUCCAAGGCGAAGGAGGGCCCCCCCAGAGACCGGCCUCCUCCUGCCGGGCCUCCCGACUCCUCCGAACGCCGGCCGGAGCUGUCCCCAUCGGCGCCGGGGGAACACCCCGCGGGGUCCCCGCCCCCGCCCGGCCCGGCCGACGGCCAGUACCCCGGGGCCGGCUACGGUGCGGCCCAGCCCUACCCCGGGAAUGCGUGGGGGGCCCAGAAUCAGGUCCCGGGCGGCCACUGGGGGCUGGGAGGGCCAGGGCCCCUCCGGCCCCCGCAGCCCGGCUCCCCCUGGGGCAUCGGCCACCGGCCGCCCGGCCAGGCCUGGGGGCUCGGGCACCGCCAGCCUGGGGCCCACUGGGGGUAG